This is a messenger RNA of Conger conger (European conger), 1785 nucleotides long. RefSeq names its product leucine zipper and CTNNBIP1 domain containing (gene lzic). The transcript has 7 exons. The record is from RefSeq and is a predicted model, not a curated record. NCBI's taxonomy places the organism in Eukaryota, Metazoa, Chordata, Actinopteri, Anguilliformes, Congridae. Bases 127 to 699 code for a protein of 190 amino acids. Gene Ontology annotation, molecular function: beta-catenin binding.
CCGGAAACUAGUGUAACAUAAAAACUGUUCCCCUUGUCAAAAACACAUCCCAAAUAAUAAAUAAACAGCACGGAAGGGGAUGAUAUCGCAAAAUAAAUUUUCUUGACCACAACUGAAAGGGUAGCCAUGGCUUCUCGUGGGAAAUCGGAAACCAGUAAAUUAAAACAAAACAUGGAGGAGCAACUCGACAGACUAAUGCAACAGCUCCAGGACCUGGAAGAGUGCAGAGAAGAGCUCGACGAGGACGAGUACGAGGAGACAAAGAGCGAGACCCUGGAGCAGCUGAAUGAGUUCAACGAGUCUCUGAAGAAGAUCAUGUCCGGGGACAUGACACUGGUGGAUGAACUUGGAGGAAUGCAGCUGGCCAUCCAGGCAGCCAUUAGCCAAGCAUUCAAGACCCCCGAGGUGAUCCGUCUGUUUGCCAAGAAGCAGCCAGGACAGCUCCGGACCAGGCUGGCUGAGAUGGACCGGGACGUGAUGGUGGGGAAGCUGCAGAGGGACGUGUACACGCAGCAGAAGGUGGAGAUCCUCACCGCCCUGAGGAAGCUGGGCGAGCAGCUCACGACAGAGGACGAGACGUUUCUGGUGGCGAACGCGAGCGCCACUCUCAGCCAGUUUGAGAAAGUCACUGCAGACCUGGGAUCAGGAGACAAGAUUCUGGCCUUGGCUUGUUCUGGUGUGGAGAAAACUAAGACAUAGAGCAGCUCCACACCCCAGUCCCAGGACCACCUGCCUAACUCUGUGCGCUGCAGCUAAAGCUGUCUUAUGAGGGAAGACGGCUCAUUCUUUACCCGCAUUUCAUUUAAUCAUCCGUCAAAGCAAUUAUUUAGUAAAUUGUUUACAUAAUUUUUCAUCCAUUGCAUUUCUUGUGCAAAUGUUGUUUUUAUGCAAGAUGAGAUGAUUCAGAAACUUUAAUCCUCGUGUCAUUAUGUUAGUAAGGAACAUUUCUCAAUUGUGAAGAUGGUACGACAUUGUCUGUACUGGCACUCCGUUGUUUAGGAUUCCUUUUUAUUUAAACUUCUGUGAACUUCAGUUAAAUUGGAAAAAGUUAAUGCCUUAAUCAGUGUUUAGUGUAAAUGUGAAACAGUUGGACGACUUUGAUUGGAUGAAGCAGCAAUGAGUUGUAAUUGUAACAUGGGCAAAAGAAUAUACUGUAUAUCUGAAGAAGAAAUGAAAGCUUUUUUGCCGUUUGCCAGAUGAGACCCAGACAUCCAGCACUUUCAAACGCAGUGCACUGAUGUGCAGGAUAAAGACAGUCUCGGACAUGUUGCAUUGACAAGCCUCACCACGAGAAAAGCAAAUAAUUUCCUCAUGAUGGGGCAGUUGGCAUUAAUGUCAUCUUUUCCACAAGGCCAAUCAGAAGUUCUUAGAUUUUAGCCCUUCACACGCAAGCAAAACCUAUUUUUAGUAUUUGUAAUUCAAGCAGCAUUUCCUCUUAUCCCUCUCUUAAGAUAAUUUGUAUGGUGUGGUUGUGGACAUUGUUCUGCUGAGGGGAAUUUCAGCAGAAGCUUCCCUGGGUAAAUUAAGUAUAGAACACUUUUGAUAUUGUAAUACGAACUGUGGGAUUUCGAAUUGCAGAGAUUGUAUGUUUAAGUGUUAACAUUGGCUUUGUAUACUUGGUUUUAUUUCAGUAUAUAAAACAUUAAUAGAAUGUAAGCUGUGGAAAAAACAUGUCAUUAUGAAUAAUCACAUGUUGCAUUUUUUUGAAUGCUUGACCUUUUUUAACGUUUGAAAAUUGUAUUAGAACAUUGUGUAAAAGAAUUGUAAUAAAUGGCACUAGUUGUA